CCACCAUCACCACAACCACAACCAUAACCCAUCUAACAACCCCCAGCAAACUCCCACCACCAUGACCACCAUAACCCCAACCUCCGACAUGGAAAUAAACGUCGACAUCUACACCCAAGAGCUCCUCCUCGCCGCCUCCAACCACUCCAUCCCAACCCUCCGUCGCCUGAUCCGCGAGAACCAACUCCCCGGCAACCCCGUCAAUGUCAAAGACCCCGAAACCGGCUUCUCGCCUCUCCACACCGCCAUCGCAGCCUACGAGCCGGAAGAACAACAAGCCAACGGCGUCGACCCCAAUGCCUCGGAAGCAGAGCAAAGCGGCAGUAGCGCAGCAGAGACAGUCAAGUUCUUACUCCAGGAAGGCGCAAUCUGGAACGAUCUGGACCUGAACAACGAGACACCAGGAUGUAUUGCGAAGAGAAUCGGAGCGGGGGAAUUGUACGAGAUGAUGGUUGAUGCGGGCGUUAGGGCCGAGUUAUUGUUGGGACGGUUGGACGGGUAUGAGGCUUUGUCUGAUGACGAGGAUGACGAAGAAGAACAAGAACAAGAGGGCGAGCAGGCCGAGACCGAAAACGAGCAGCAAGAGGAAUCAACCACCACCGAACCCACCGAACCCACAACCGAAGAGGAACCCUCCACCGACCCCUCAGUAACCAACCCACGCUACCUAGACUCAACCCUAACCUUCACCAACGACCGACUCCUCGACGCGGACCAAAACGGCGUCAUGAUGUCCUGGGAAUCGACCAUCAUGGAGAAAUCCGCGCAGAAGCUUCUCCCCACGCCCGGGCUCCGCGUUCUCAACAUCGGUCAUGGAAUGGGUAUCGUGGAUACAUUCAUUCAAUCCCAUCAGCCUAGCGAACAUCAUAUCAUUGAGGCGCAUCCGUCCGUGGUGGCGGAGAUGAAGCGUAAGGGGUGGGAUCAGAAGCCCGGGGUGCGGAUUCAUGAGGGUCGGUGGCAGGAGGUUCUCCCUGCGUUGGUGGGUGAGGGGGUGGAGGUGGAUGCGAUUUACUAUGAUACGUUUGCGGAGUCGUAUGCGGAUUUCCGGGAGUUUUUCAGUGAGCAAGUGAUUGGGAUUUUGGAGCAGGAUGGGGGUCGUUGGGGAUUCUUCAAUGGGAUGGGGGCCGAUAGGCAGAUUAGUUAUGAUGUUUAUCAGAAGGUGGUGGAGAUUGAUUUGUUUGAGGCUGGGUUUGAGGUUGAGUGGGAGGAGAUUGAGGUACCUAAGUUGGAGGGUGAAUGGGAGGGCGUGAGGAGGCCGUACUGGAUGAUUGAGAAGUAUAGGCUGCCUGUGUGUAAGUUUAUGAUGUGAUGGAUGGGUGGGGUUGGAUUUAUGUGAUGAUGGUAUAGAAUUUGACCUGCAAUCUAUUGCAUCUUUAUUAA
Aspergillus sclerotioniger CBS 115572 is the source of this 1380-nucleotide messenger RNA. It is a transcript of the gene rmt2, whose product is annotated as protein-arginine N5-methyltransferase. Gene Ontology annotation, biological process: peptidyl-arginine methylation. The transcript has a single exon. Gene Ontology annotation, cellular component: cytoplasm; nucleus. Lineage: Eukaryota; Fungi; Ascomycota; Eurotiomycetes; Eurotiales; Aspergillaceae. Bases 62 to 1309 code for a protein of 415 amino acids. The record is from RefSeq and is a predicted model, not a curated record. Gene Ontology annotation, molecular function: protein arginine N5-methyltransferase activity.